GCGCGUCCUUCCAAAAACAAAAUGAUGUCUGCUAUAGAGACUGGUACCCCUGUGUACCGACCUGCGCAGCUGCUCAACUGGUUCUAUAUGUCUUUGCAAGACACUCAGGGCAGCGCUUUUGACGUGUGCACAGCCGAGUCGGACACUUCGCCUCAGGACAUGAACAACUCCAAGCGCAGAGCAGCUGACCUGAGCUCCAGCCAUCUCAACAACUUCUUCCAUCUGAGGACUGAGGCCUUGAACAACAAUUUCCCCAAGAGCUCCUCGCCCUAUGGGUCACUCAACAAUAUUGUGGAUGGCCUGAGCUCUCUGGCUGGCCAUUUCUCGGACCUCUCCCUGUCCCCAGAGACACGCAAAUCUAGCAAAAGGCCGCCACCCAACUACUUGUGCCACCUAUGUUUCAACAAAGGACACUACAUCAAAGACUGCCCUCAGGCUCGACCUAAAGGUGAAGGCCUGACCCCGUACCAGGGAAAGAAGAGAUGUUUUGGUGAAUACAAAUGCCCUAAAUGUAAGAGGAAAUGGAUGAGCGGGAACUCCUGGGCCAACAUGGGACAAGAAUGUAUCAAGUGCCACAUCAACGUUUACCCUCAUAAGCAGCGCCCUCUGGAGAAACCGGAUGGGUUGGAUGUGUCAGACCAGAGCAAGGAGCAUCCGCAGCACCUGUGUGAAAAAUGCAAAGUCCUCGGCUACUACUGCCGCCGCGUGCAAUAACACACUCUACUCGCCUUCCUUCAAAGUUCUAUCAAAAAGGGAUGGUUAUAUUUUAAAUACUAAACCUACAAGAUAAUAUACUUUGUUGUACUGUAAUAUAUCUAAUGGUUUACUCUUUUGAAAUAUUCUGUCUGACACUGACUCAGUGUAAGAAGCUCAUUGUGGUGGAACAUUCCUACACUGCCUCUCAGUGGAGACAUGUACUUUGCUUUUGCUGGGUUCUUGUGAGUUACUCAGUUUCAUCGUGUGAAUAUUCAUUUGAAGUCUCAACUAUGAACCAAGAAUCUUGCCAACUGUGAAUUAAGAAACUUUAGGUCUGUCUGUCUUCACUCAUGUCCAACAUGUUGGAACAAAAUUCAUGAGUGAAGUUUAGUUUUACAUGUUUGUAUAUUCCAGAAGUAACCUGAAUGUCUUCUGUAUAAAUUAUGCAGCAAGUCUUUACUAAAAGGGAUGUGCAGUAUUAAUGUGUAUCUGCAUUAUUAUAUAUGCAUUAUCAGUACUGGAGGGUACAUAAUUUUUGUAUAUAUUUCUAAGCCAUUACUUUUAUUGAUUGUUAUACGUUGUGAAGGAACACAUUGUAUUAGCCAACUAACUUUUAUUCUUUAUACACUAUGUGCCAAUAACAAACACCUUUCAGGUAGUUUGUCAUUCCAAAGCUGUUAUAAACCAAUGCAAUACAGUAGAAACAUUUUACUGACAAAGAGAAUGAAUUACCAAGCAGUCACAUUUUGGCACACAGUGCUAAGACUCACUGGGUCAUGGGUUAUAAUGUGUCAUAUGCAACAUGCAAGUCUAAGGUUGCAUGUGAAUGCUUUAGAGGGUCUUUGUAUUUCAGUGAAAUUGUGAUAAAUGGAAACUGGAACAGAAAUAACCUAUGACUUUACUUUUUAACAAGUGUGAAUUGCCACUUAAUGUGCCUUAGUU
This is a messenger RNA of Monopterus albus (swamp eel), 1638 nucleotides long. Its product is annotated as zinc finger CCHC domain-containing protein 24-like. NCBI's taxonomy places the organism in Eukaryota, Metazoa, Chordata, Actinopteri, Synbranchiformes, Synbranchidae. Gene Ontology annotation, molecular function: nucleic acid binding; zinc ion binding. Bases 22 to 714 code for a protein of 230 amino acids. The transcript is spliced from 4 exons. The record is from RefSeq and is a predicted model, not a curated record.